AUGACGGAUUCCCACCCAUACAUGACCCAACGCGGCGCCCAAGGCAUGGCCGUGAGCAUCAUUUUCACCGGCCUGGCAACAUCCUUCGUCCUCGCACGUCUCUACACCCGAAUCUGGAUAAUGAAACGCAUGGAAGCGAACGACUGGAUGAUAUUAGUUGCUUUGGUCAAUUCCUUUGUCUUCAUGGCCCUCUUCAUCCUCGAAUCCCUAAACGGCAUGGGCAUGCACAUCGCUCACAUCCCACCGCCCAUCCUAAUAGCCCAAAUGAAAGCCUUCUGGGCCACAAUCCCCUUCUACAACGCCGCCGUGCUCACCGCAAAAGCCACCAUCCUAAUGCAAUAUCACCGCGUAUUCCCGACGCGCCGCAUGCGACACAUCUCCUGGACCAUGAUCGCGCUGCUCGCCACAUAUGGGACGUGGUGCGUGCUGAGCGCGUUUCUGAAUUGUAUUCCCGUGGCGAAGUUCUGGGACCCGAGUAUUGAGGGGUACUGUUUGAGUCAGAAGGGGCUGUGGUUUUCGAAUGCGGCGAUGCAUAUUGCUACUGAUCUGGCGAUACUGGUGAUUCCGGCUCCUGCGUUGGUCGCAUUGGAGUUGCCCAGGAGGCAGAAGGUGGCGCUUAUUGCGAUUUUUGCGCUGGGUGGAUUCGUCUGCGUAACAAGCAUCUGCCGCCUCGUCGCACUCAAGAUAAUCGCCGACUCCUCAGACCCAACCUACGACAACGUCGCCGCGGCCUCCUGGUCCGCCGUCGAAUGCAACGUCGGUAUCAUCUGCGCCUGUCUCCCGACUCUUCGGCCGCUGGUCUCUCGCAUGAUGCCUCGUCUGCUCUCGACGCUCAGCGGCACUGAUACUGCUCGGAUGUCCCGUGGACAGGCCCCGACACACGAUACGGAGUAUGGAGAUGCGGCUGCUGAGGCGGAGAAGGUGCUUGCGAUGGUCCGGGGGAAUAUGCCCGACAAUGGAAACGGGGCUGAUCUCGAGAAGUACAUGUCGGUGCAGGAUCAUAAGGAGGCUCGUGUGAAGACGGAGGCGAGUAUGGGGUCUUUGUCGUCUUCUUCGUCUUCCCGAAGAAAGUAA
This is a messenger RNA of Aspergillus chevalieri, 1074 nucleotides long. RefSeq names its product putative integral membrane protein. The transcript has 4 exons. The record is from RefSeq and is a predicted model, not a curated record. NCBI's taxonomy places the organism in Eukaryota, Fungi, Ascomycota, Eurotiomycetes, Eurotiales, Aspergillaceae. Bases 1 to 1074 code for a protein of 357 amino acids.